AUGGGCUCUGGCGCUUGCAAGGGGGUGUGUGUUGCCGUCCAGGAUGCCACGGACGAGGACCUCCUCUCAGUGUUUGCCGCCUGGCCUUCUGAUCAGAAGCAGCGAGUCAGCGGCCUCCUGAGCAGCUGCAGCAAGCCAGGAAAGGGGGACAAGGAGAAGGCAGACCUGGACGAAGCCAUCUCCAAAGCUGAGGAAUCCGCAGGUGUGAAAGAGAAAGAGCCCAACAGCUUGGCUACAACUGCAGCAGAGAGUGCCGCUCCAAAGGCCACCAAGACGUUGGAUGACAAGCAGGUCAAGCAGGUGCACUCCGCCUUCCGGUGGGGCAAAGCUGUGCCAGAAAUUGAACAGGUUGUCAAGGAAUGGGGCGAUGGGUCGACUAUGGCAGAUGCACUCGCAGCUUUGGAUCCCGUCAAUGGCAACCGGGCUUUGCACAUCGCUGCGCAGAACGGGCAUAUGUCUUUGACGAAGUACAUCCUUGAGCAGCGUGCUGAUGCCAACGCCCAGAACGGCAACGGCCAGACUGCACUCCACAUGAGCGUGGAGUAUGACAUGUACUUCCAGUCCAAGAUGCUUCUCGAUGCUGGAGCGGAUCCCAACAUCAAAAAUGCUUCCGGGCAUGCUGCUCUUACAGGCCUUGAAGGCACCAAGAUCAACCAGGAUGCCUGGAACAAUGCAAUGAAUAUCCUCAAGGCCGCAGGUGAUGAUGCCGAAGAGAUGAAGGCUGCUUUCCAAGCCCUCGAAGCCGCAAAGCCCGAGGAGACUUGGACCGCGCGGUGCUAG
Molecule: messenger RNA, 780 nt
Organism: Effrenium voratum
Lineage: Eukaryota; Dinophyceae; Suessiales; Symbiodiniaceae
Source: the annotation of a GenBank genome assembly